Arxiozyma heterogenica is the source of this 6153-nucleotide messenger RNA. RefSeq names its product DNA-binding protein RIF1 (gene RIF1). Lineage: Eukaryota; Fungi; Ascomycota; Saccharomycetes; Saccharomycetales; Saccharomycetaceae. The transcript has a single exon. The coding region runs from base 1 to 6153 and encodes 2050 amino acids. The record is from RefSeq and is a predicted model, not a curated record.
AUGCCACCUAAAUCAUCUUCUAAAAGAAAUUUACGUGCUUUAGAAGUGUUGGACAAACACAUUUCAAAAAGAUCUUUAAAAAAUAAUGAACAGUCUUCAAAUUCUUUACCCUGGCUUAACAACCAAACUUUACCGGCUAUAAUAGAAAAUAGCAAUAAUUCUAGUAAUCCUAAUAAUCUUAAAAUCAAGAUAAGUCCAAAAAAUCAAGAUAAUAUUAAUAAUCAAAGUUUCAAUAACAAUAGUAGUAACUGUAAUAGUUAUGAAUCACCAACACCGAAGAGAAGAAAAACUGUGACACAAAACAAUAUAAUAAGUAGACAAUUGUUUAAUCAAAAUAAUCUGGCUGAAACUGAAGAUGAAGAUAACAAUAAUUUAAAUUCUUCUCCGAUCAAAAAAACUGUUUCAUUCUCAGAUCAUAUUGAAAUUGAAUCAUCGCCACUUAAAAAUAGUUUUUAUUUCAAUGGUUCACCUACUAGAGUACCGCAAUAUCAACAAGAUUUUAACAGUAUUAUAGCAUCCUCGCCAAGAAUUAAUAAAUCACCUCCAAAAUCAAUAUUAAAAAAAAAGAAUGAGAUAAAUAUAUCUAAAAAUGCAUCAAUGAUAUCAAAUAAUAAUAAUCAUAAUCGUAAGAAAAAUAAAAGCACUAGUGAUAUUAGUCUUAAUAACAAUCCUUCACAAUUUAUUAUAAAUAAUAAAAAUAUUCUUAAUAUAACUAAUAAAGAUUCCACAAUCGAUAAUGCAAAUCUUCCUACUACUACUACUGCAUCUACUAAUAUUGACGAUCCAUUUCAACUUGAAUAUUGGGCAAGUGGUGAAAUACAUAGUUUAUCUGAUAGCAGAAAUUUAAUAGAAUUCAAAAAUAUUAUUAUAGGUGGAUUAUUUAUAUUGGAGCAUGAUUCAUAUCCGUAUAAUGAAAAAAGAUUCGAAAUCUAUGCAACUUUUAACAAUAUUAUACCUAUUAUUACAAUGAAAAAUAUAAAUGAUGUAAAUGAAAAAAAGAUUAAUAUUUUAAUCGAGAAUUUCAUAAAAAUUAUAAAAAUUUGUAUACCACAAUGGAAUUUGACACAAAAGAAGUUAUUAAAAAAUGACAUAAUAACCAAUAGUAAUAAUAUUUUAACAGGUCAAAAUAGCAAAAGUAAAAAUCUUAAGAAAAAUAAAGAAACAAAGAUGGAUAAAGAAAAUGACAAUGUGAUAAAAGAUGAUAAAAAUCAUGAUAACAAAAAUGAUAACGAUAAUCCGAAAGAUCCAUUUGUUUCCAGGUUAUAUUAUCAAAUAGUGAAGUUUUUUACCAUUCUCUUAUCAAAUUUUAAAAUUGUCAAAUGGUUAUCCAAUAAUAAUGAUAUACAAUCAGAAAUUAAAAUAAUCUACCAAUAUUCUUUAAAUGCAUUAACUGAUAUUAAAUCCAAUAAACCAAUUCUUAUUUCCAAUCUUACUUUUUUGAAAGAGGAAAAGUUUUAUACUUACUACGCCACUAGGCCCGAAAUUGUUAAUUUAAUUCAUGCUAUACCAAAUAUUAAAGCCAUUAAUAGUCAAAACUAUAUGUUAGAAAAGGUAUAUUAUGUCAAGUCUUUAUUGAAUAAAUUUCCAAACUUGAUGAUAAAACAUAUGGAUAUUUGGUUAUGUAGUGAUCUCUUACCGCAAAUAAUUAUUGAAUAUGAUACUUAUUCUGAAAAAUUAAGUAUUAUUUCGAUUUCUCUACUAUUGGAUCUAUUAAAAAAAAUAUAUGACACAAGCAAUAUCAGCAUAAAAGAGUUGUAUUCUACAAUUGUUAAUACUCCUGUUAAAAAUGUAUUUUCACCACAAUAUUUCAAAAAACUUCAGCAAUCUUACACAAAUAUUAUGUCUAUACCAAAAGAUGUUAACAUUGAUGCUGUUACCCUUGAAACAUUAUUGUUUCAUCACAUAGUAUAUUUAUUGCAAACCAAAAAAUCUUAUAAGAUCGCCAUGGAUCUUUGGUUAACUUUAGUGGGAAUAUUGUUUAGUAAUACUACAAUGAUACAAACAUUUAUUAAUAUUUGCAUAAAAAAUAAUAAAUGGUUGACUUUAAAUAAACUCGCUUUUGAAUCUGACAGUGAUCAUGCCAAACUUUUGGCUUUAAAAUCAUGGAGGAUAUUAAUUUAUCCAAUAUGUAUGAAUAUGCAUAAACUUUCUUCUGAAGAAAGAGUUAAAUGUUAUAAGAUUCUUGAUAUCCCGUUUUUUAUGUCUCAACACGCAGUAUUUCUACAAAAUAUUUCAGUUGGUGUUUCAUUUAUAACUAGAGCAAUCACUUAUACAAUUGCAUGUUAUUUUUAUAAUUCAAAGUUAUCCAUUGACUCUGCUAAACCGUUGUUUUGUAAUAUUUGGAAUGAAUUAAUUAUUCCGAUGUUUGAACGAGUUCUCUCUUUCAAAUCCACUAAUAAUGAAUUGCAAAAGCUAAUCUGUGAUAUAUUCAUCAGGUUAUUAGGCGGGACUGUUAUAGUUAAGCAACCUUCCUCAAAUUAUAAAGAUAAAUUAUCCAACCCUCAACAAGUGGUUCCUAUCAAAGUUAUUGCAACAGUUGGAAUACAUUUGAAUGAAAUACCUUCUUUACCAACAAAUCUAGAAAAUGUAUGGUAUCCAAUGGUAAAAGAUUUCACCACUAAACUUAUAAAAGAAUAUGGUAAAGAGAUAGAUUGUUUAGCUCUGCUCUAUGCUUUAAUUAAUGCAACACCAGAAGCACAAAUAAAGUCAUCUACUUUUAUAGAAUUAACUGAAUUAGUAUCUUUUUACCUGAAAAAUAUUUGCCACCUACCUUUGAAUUCGAUUGAUAUUUUUUCUACACUUUCUCCCACAUUAUUUAUGAAAUUUUCAUCGCUUAUAUUUACAGAAGAAGACAACCAUUUAGCGAAUUAUUUUGGACAUUUUAAAAUGAUAAAAUUUGAUGGUACUGAUAUUGUAGUUAGUUUAUUGAAAGAUAUAAUUAAAUCCAUGCGAAGUCAAUUACCUGAACUUUUGAUAUUUUACAAGUUUUUAGAUAUUCCUGAUGAAUAUUGCCACAAAUAUAUUGUCAAUUGGUUAAGUUCGACACUCUUAUCACCUACCAUGGAUUUUAGAUCUUUUAAGGUAUUAAUAGAUUUUAUUAAAACUAUCCCAGAAACAUCCAUAAUUGACAAUUUUCUAACAAUAUUUUCAAGAAUGGAACAAUCAUACUUUGACAUUUUUUUUUCUAAAUGUAUUUCAUGGCCCCCAAAUUCUUUGCAAUGUUUCAUUAAUGGUUGUCUUUCCACAAAUGACCCUAAAUUGUUGAACUUUACAAUUGAUCUUAUAAAAGAGGUAUCACCCUUCCAACACUCAUUAUUUAUUAAUACAUUGCCUAUUUUGUAUGAAAAGGGGAUGUCUACUUUUAUUCAAGUGUUUACACUGGACCACCCGGAUAUCUUAGAAACUAUGGAGCCGAGUUUUUAUCCAUACGUCAAUAAAGACUCCCAACAAUCUUUGUUGCCAUUUCUCACUCAACAUAUAUCAAUGAUAUCCAAUGAAAAAAAAAAUUAUGUACUGGAUAGGUUAUUAAAAGAAGAAGGAUUAGUUUCUGUAAUAAACAAAUCUGAGUUGUUUUUCUCUAUUUUGUUUAACUCAUCGAGUGAUUUUUCUCAGGAUGAUCAAAAGAAGAUGAUUUUGAAAUUACUGAAUAAAGCAUAUGAAGAAAUGAACUGGGAUGUAUUUAGUAUUGUUAUAGAACACACCUUACAUUUUACAAAUAUUAAUUAUGUGGAAAUGUUUUUUUCAAACCAUAAUGCAAAAGUAUACGAAAUAAUGAGUUAUUUUCCUAUCAGUCUUAUAGUUAAUCUGUGUUCCAAUGGGGGUAAAAUAGACGGAUUGAUAGACCAAGCAAUAAGUCAGAUGUUUAAAAACAAAGAUGCAGAUUUUAGAAUAUCAUUAAUUAGAGCUUUCUUAAAUUUGAAGAAAUAUAGUGAUCUGAAUAAGUUUAUUGAUGUCAUUGUUUUCUUUUUGUUUGAUGAUACAACAGGAUUAUCAGAGAUACAAAAAAAUAAGAAGUUGAAGCUAUUCAGAGAUAUUUUAACAAAAAUACGUAGUGAUGACGGCACUAUUUUGGUGAAUGUUUUGAAUUCUGUUGUUUCCUAUUUUCCUUUUAUAAAAUCUGAUUUUAAAAUAGAGUUGUUGGAAAGUAUACCAAAAGCUCUUGGUAAAGAAUCAGAUAAAUCAUGCUACUCCAAUCAAAUAAUUAAAAUAAAUUUAGAAUUAGAAAGGUUGUAUAAAACAAAUUUAGAAAUAUCCAAAAAUUCUAAGAAGGAUAAAAUUGAAAUAACUUCUUCUUCAAAAGAAUAUUUACAGAAUACUAUAAAUCAAGAAAAUGACAAAGCUGAGAUACAAGUGCCAGUAACUCAAAAAAUUGAUAUAGUCUGUCACGAUAUGGUAAACGAGGUGAUGCCAACUUCGCUUACUAGCAUCUCUAGUGUAGAAAAUAAAAUAAUUACAUCCAGUAACUGUAUGUCUUUUAAUGAAGCUACGAGUUUAGUGAAGAGGAAAAAUAAUUUUACUAGUAAACGUUCUACAGAAAAACAAGCUCAAUUAAAAGUAGCCACUAGUACACAGAUUAAUUUCACUAGAUGUAGUAUACAAUCGUUAUUGGAUUCAGAAAAUAUAGAUAAAAAAGAUAAAAAUACAGAAGAAGUAGUAUUAUCUUUUCCUGAAGAUGUGAAUAAUAAAGAGAAUAAACUUGUUGGAAAUAAUGAUAAUUCUUCGACAAUAAAGGAAGUUGAGAGACUAUCACAUAUAAAUAAAACUAAAAUAGAACCAACACAGGAUAUAAAUCCUGGGAUUGAUAUUCAUAAAAUAUUUGACACUAGCAAAAAUGAAAAGUUACUAAAAGGAUUGACUAUAAAGACAGGUCAUUCAAAAUUUUUAUCAUCCCCAGUUUCGAAAGAGGUUGAUCUAAAAAAUGAAAGUAAUAGUUUGAUCUUUUCCUCACCAAUUAGAAGAAUUUCAGAAAAACUAUCACUUGAGUUAGAGGGUUUGUCUCAACAUCCAGAUGUUAUAUGUACUACAGAUAAAAGAUCCAAGGUGAACAAAAUAGUUGAUGAUAGUAAAACUUUUCUUAUAAAUAAACUUUCUUCAUCUGUGUCAAGCUUGUUAACUGAAGAGCGUAACUUAUCUGUAUCUCAAUCACAUAGUAUUAGUGAUAGUAAUAGUGAUGUAAAUAUGAAAACAAACAAUAUACAUAUUAUUGUAAGUGAUGUUCAUGAAAAUAUUACAUCACAAGAAAAAGAUGUAUCUAAUAUAAUUCAAAAUCAUGUAUGCUUAGACAAUACUGAACACAAACAAAGAGAAAAUUUAGAAGCUGUUGAAAUGCACAAUUCUUUAGACGAUAAUAGGGCAGUAGCAGGGUUAAAUAUACAUAAUAAUACUGAAAUACCUAAUAAUGAUUUAUUUUGUCAAUCGAAUAAAGAAACUGAACAGAUAAAUAAUCAUGAAUCUCAGUCACUAUCAACUGAUAAUAUUAAUAUCGACAGAAGUUUGAAUGUAACAAACAAGUUUGUGAAUAAAGAAGUCAAAGAUAAGGAAGAACAUAAGGAGACAGAAAAUGAAAGUACUGAACGAAUAUCAGCAAUAACAAAAGAGAAUACCGUUAAAGAUAUCAAGGAAGAAGAGACAAACACAAUCCGUAUUCCAAUCUUUAAUUCCUUAAAAUUACAUGAUAGACAAACCAGUCAAGAAACUAUGAAUAUCAAUAAUAUGAAGGUUCAAGAAUCAGCUCAGACAGAUGUUUUGCAGGCUAUUCCAGAGAAUCAAAAUCAUCUGGUGUUAAAUAUAAAGAAUGGUAAUGGUAAUAAUAUCGCAGUUAUUGAGGACAACAAGAACUCACAAAAUAAGACUACUAAAUAUAAAGAACAAAUAGAGAAUGAGGAUUUUCUACAAGAUUCGUACAUUAUUAAUAGUGAAGAAGACCAUCAAAAGGAAAAUGAUAAUGUAGGUAAAAAUGGAAAUUCAAGGGAAGCUAUAUCUUCUUUAAAGAAUCAUUUCCCUUCAAAGAAAACUAGAAAGUUAGUUAGUAGACUACAUAAUUUUUCUGCAGCAGAUUUAGCAGCUAUACCAAUUGCAGAAAGAAGAAAUUUACGGGUUGAAUUACUUGAUUUUAUGAUGAAAUUAGAAUAUUAUAACACUGAUGAAAUAUAG